UUACUCCCUCACUAUCAAACUCAUAGCUAAAGUUCCAAUUCUCUCGAAAAUCCCAAAUUAGGGUUCCUGAUUUUCCUCUCUUUUCUCUCAAAUUCCAUCACUUUUCUCCGAUUCAACGAUGAGUUCCACCGGCAGUUCCACCAAGGGCGGCAGAGGAAAACCCAAAGCCACCAAAUCCGUCUCCCGAUCUCACAAAGCCGGCCUCCAGUUCCCCGUCGGUAGAAUCGCUAGGUUUCUCAAGGCCGGGAAGUAUGCCGAACGUGUCGGCGCUGGAGCUCCGGUCUACUUAUCUGCCGUCCUCGAGUAUCUCGCCGCUGAGGUUUUGGAGCUUGCUGGUAAUGCUGCUAGAGACAACAAAAAGAAUCGUAUUGUACCGAGGCAUAUUCAGCUUGCAGUGAGAAACGAUGAGGAAUUGAGUAAGCUUUUGGGAUCUGUAACCAUUGCUAAUGGAGGUGUUUUGCCCAACAUUCACCAGACUCUUUUGCCCAAAAAGGUUGGUAAAGAUAAGGGUGAUAUUGGUUCUGCAUCACAAGAAUUUUAGAGAUUUUAGGGUUUCUUUUGGUUUUCUUUUUUGGGGUUUGUUUCAUUACUCGAGAUGACAGUUCUUGUGAUCUGUGAAAUAGAUGGGGUUUUGCUUCUGUGGCAUUUGCUUCCUCUUACUGUACUUUGUCAUCUUGACUUUGUUUCGAUGCAUAUAUUUUAUAUCCAUGUGAGGUUGUUGGUGGAUUUGAUUCAAGAAUGAUGAUGACCAACUCCCUUUUACAGUUAGAAGUUAAAUGGAAUGGCUGUUUCUAGUUGAAAGAAUGCAAA
Molecule: messenger RNA, 810 nt
Organism: Benincasa hispida (wax gourd)
Lineage: Eukaryota; Viridiplantae; Streptophyta; Magnoliopsida; Cucurbitales; Cucurbitaceae
Gene: GAMMA-H2AX
Product: gamma histone
Cellular component (GO): nucleosome
Molecular function (GO): protein heterodimerization activity; DNA binding; structural constituent of chromatin
Source: RefSeq, a predicted model, not a curated record